Messenger RNA from Syngnathus acus (greater pipefish), 4821 nucleotides. RefSeq names its product voltage-dependent calcium channel subunit alpha-2/delta-4-like. Gene Ontology annotation, cellular component: voltage-gated calcium channel complex. Bases 32 to 3313 code for a protein of 1093 amino acids. Gene Ontology annotation, molecular function: voltage-gated calcium channel activity. The record is from RefSeq and is a predicted model, not a curated record. The transcript has 40 exons. Lineage: Eukaryota; Metazoa; Chordata; Actinopteri; Syngnathiformes; Syngnathidae.
GAGGAGACGCCGUCCGUCCUCUUGAGUCGGGAUGAAGCGCGGCCUCCAAGUCGCCGCCUCGCUCUUGCUGUGGCUCGGCGUUCAAGCUCAGAUGAAGAUCCCGCCUGAGACCGUGCAGCAAUGGGCGUCCAUCUUCUCGUCGCAGCUUCGAGAGCUUUCCACCAAGUAUUCCGGAUCGCUUCUUCUGCAAAAGAAACUGAAGGAUGUGGAGCCCAUCAUCAAGAUGGUGGACGUGGACGGAAGCGAUCUGGUCAAGGAUUACGCUGACCAGAUUGAACGCAUGCUGGGCAGCAAAAUGAAGUCUGUCAAGCGACUCGCCGAGUCGGCGGAAGAUGCCGACCUCUAUCACGACUUCAACGCUUCCUUAGAGUUUGACUACUACAACUCCAUGCUGAUCAACACGCUGAACGAGGACGGCAACUCUGUGGAGCUGGGCGGCGAGUUCCCGCUGGAGGAGAACGAGCACUUCAACAAGAUGCCCGUCAACACCCAGCAGAGCACCGUGCAGGUGCCCACCAACGUCUACAACAAAGACCCCAACAUCCUCAACGCUGUGUACAACUCGGAGGCCCUCAAUGACGUUUUUGUGGGCAACUUCCUCAAGGACCCUACGCUCACCUGGCAAUACUUUGGCAGCUCUGCCGGCUUCUUCAGGAUCUACCCCGGCAUCAAAUGGACGCCGGACAGCAACGGCGUCGCAGCCUUCGACUGCAGGAACCGAAACUGGUACAUCCAGGCGGCCACAUCGCCCAAGGACAUCAUCAUCAUGGUGGACAUCAGCGGCAGCAUGAAGGGCUUGAAGAUGACCAUCGCCAAGCACACCAUCAACACCAUCCUCGACACGCUGGGAGAGAACGACUUUGUCAACGUCAUCGCCUACACAGAUUACGUGCGCUAUGUGGAGCCGUGCUUCAAGGGAACUCUGGUCCAAUCCGACCUGGACAACAGGGAGCACUUCAAGAUACUGGUGGAGAAGCUUCACGUGAAAGGAGAAGCAAAGCUCAAGAACGCCAUGAAAGAAGCCUUCAAGAUCCUCAAUGAGGCGCGCGUUUUGGGUCAGGGCAGCAUGUGCAACCAGGCCAUCAUGCUGAUCACCGACGGCGCCAUGGAGGACUUUGAGUCCGUCUUUGAGGAGUUCAACUGGCCCGAGCGCAGGGUGCGCGUCUUCACGUAUUUGAUUGGCCGAGAGAUGACCUUUGCCCAGAACGCCAAGUGGAUCGCCUGCAACAACAAAGGCUACUACACGCACGUGUCGACGCUGGCCGACGUGCAGGAGAACGUAAUGGAGUACCUGCACGUGCUGAGUCGGCCCAUGGUCAUCAACCACGACCACGACAUCAUCUGGACCGAAGCCUACAUGGACACUGUGCUUCCCAAAACCAAGGAGCUGUUCAACACCAAGGCGCAAAGUCUGCUGCUGAUGACGUCGGUGGCCAUGCCCGUCUUCAGCAAGAAGAAGGAGACGCUGUCGCACGGGAUCCUCCUGGGCGUGGUGGGUACCGACGUUCCCCUCAUGGAGGUGAUGAAGCUGGUGCCCCGCUACAUGCUGGGCGCGCACGGCUACGCCUUCCUCAUCACCAACAACGGCUACAUCCUGGCGCACCCCGACCUUCGACCUCUGUACAAGGACGGCAAGAAGCUGAAGCCCAAGCCCAACUACAACAGCGUGGACCUGUCCGAGGUGGAGUGGGAGGACGACGACGAGACGCUGCGGACGGCCAUGGUGAAAGGCGAGACCGGAAGUUACACGCUCAACAUCCGCGCCUCGCUGGAGAAUGGGAGGAGGCCCCUCUUCCUGGUCAACGACUAUUUCUACACAAACAUUGACGACACUCCCUUCAGCUUCGGCAUGGUGUUGACACAAGGUCACGGGAAACUCAUGUUUGUGGGAAACGUGUCGGUGGAAGAAGGGCUCCACGACCUGACCUCUCCCGACCUCAGCAUCGCCUCCGAGUGGACGUACUGCGAGACGGACAUCGACCCCGCCCACCGCAAGUACUCGCAGCUGCAGGCGGCCCUCCGCUACCUGCAGGGCGAGGAGCCCGACCUGGAGUGCGACGAGCUGCUGCUCCAGCAAACCUUGUUUGACGCGGUGGUGACGGCGCCCAUGGAGGCCUACUGGAACGCCAUCAUGCUGGACGACAAGGUGGAGCCCGGCGUGGAGACGGCCUUCCUGGGCACGCGCGUGGGCCUGACGAGGAUCAUGAGAUACGCCGGCGUGGAGACGCGGGUGGCAAAAAAGUUCCUGACGCCCGCGGACAAGGACAACCUGUUUACGGUGGACCACUUCCCGCUGUGGUACCGCCUGGCCGUGGAGAACCCGCCGGGAAGUUUCUUCUACUACCCCAUCAACGACAAAGGCACCAAGUACGUGGUGGCCACUACGUCGGUCACCGUGGCAGCGCAAGGCAAGACAGCCGUGGCCGGAGCCGUAGGUCUGCAGAUGUCCUUGGACGUGCUGGAGAAGGCCUUCUGGGCUGUCACCAAGCAGGCGAGCGACACAGACUGUUCCAAUGUGGAAGGAUUGUGCCCCCUCAACUGCGAAAGUGACGACCUGCGCUGCCUGUUGGUGGACAAUCACGGCUUCAUCUUGCUGUCCAAAGAGAGAAAGGAGGUGGGCCGCUUCAUGGGCGAGGUGGACGGCGCCGUCAUGGCCACGCUCAUCAAGAUGGGCAUGUACAAAAAAGUGUCGCUGUUUGACUACCAGGCCAUGUGCAAGAACAGCCAUCAGCACGCCAGCGGUGCUCCGCGCCACCUGCUCAGCCCUUUCUACAACCUGGCGGCCAUCGUCCGCUGGAUCUUUUCCAAUGCGCUCAUGUUCGUGUUGGACUUCAACCUGUGCGGUUUGUGGCACUCUGAUUACUUUGUGGACGCCAAGGCUGGCUAUCACACCUCUCACAAGCAGAAGAAGGUGGAGGCUCUGGUUCCAUGCGAGACGGCCUAUCCCGGCUUCAUGUAUGACACCUCCGUCAAAGAGGCAAACAGCAUCAUCAAAUGUGGACGCUGCCAAAAGAUGUUUGUGGUGCAGCGUGUCCCAGACAGCAACUUGCUGGUGGUGGUGACGGAGGCUAACUGCGACUGUUCUCGCCAAUACAGCCCCAUCCCGCUGGAGGCCAAAGAGAUCAAAUAUAACGCCACCGUUAAGUGCAACAGGAUGAAGUCGCAGAAAGUACGCAGGCGCCCUGAGUCUUGCCACGCCUACCACCCCAAGGAAAACGCCAAGGACUGUGGGGGCGCGUGCACCAUCUCCCUGUCAUUGAGCCUUUUCUGCGCCUCCCUGCUGUUUUCGGGUACCCUUCUCCUUAUGACAUAACCACAGCAAGCGGCCAUUCAGGAGGCGGAAGCAGACCUGAAGCAGGAAAUCAUUUGGGGGGGAUGUCAAUUGUCAAGACCAACCUGGUUUCCGGUCGUUUCUAUGGCUUUUCACAAUGAAGGUUUAGCAGCGUUUUGCUGUUGAGGCAAAAAGACAUUUAUGGGACGUUUGGCGCCCUCUGCUGGACAGAUUCCUUCAUAGCCAUAGCUUUGACUUUUUUGUCUCCUUCAAAAAAAAAUCUUGAACGGUGAUAUACUGCCAAUAGAGUUUUUCCACAAAAACACGGGGAUUAAGUAGCAACCCCAUAAUUUAAAAAAAAAAAAAGUAUAAAUAAAAUAUUUCUAUAAAUGUGUGUGUGGGGGAGGAUACGCCAUUAGGUGAACCCACAGUUGUCGAACGGCAAGGAUGAAGGAGAUCUUUUUAUUGUAUUCUUUUUCUUGUUAUAACUUUAUGCAACCUAUUUUCCAGUCUCCAGAGAUUGUUAUAAAUAAAACCAAUAUAUUUCUAUCAUAGAGACUUCUGUCUCUCCUGUCGGCCAGCAGAGAAGCAAAAGUAGUGUAACACCUUGCAGUAUUCUGUUUGUUUUACUAAAACACUUCUAGUAUCAUUAGGAUUGUAUUCAGUAUAUAUUUUCUUUUGUUUAUUGUCAAUAUCUACCUGGGCAUUUAGGACCUAUGUGGUGUGCGUGGUGACGUCACACCACGUGGCCGACCAUUCUCGCUCUGCAUGUGGCUGAGGUAAGACACGAGCUGCGCUCUCUCGAUUUCGGCUAAUUAAAGGAAUACGACUCCACAUUACGGCAAAAGGGACGUGAUAAAUACUUGGGUAGAGAUUUCCUGUGAUUUGGGGUUCGCGUUAUAGUCGCCAGGUGACGCUUUUGAGCUAUCACCGAGCGACGAAAUGAGCUAAUGCUGCUAACGCCAAUUAGCGCUUGUGCUAAUGUUGCUAACGUCAAUUAGCGUGCAUCUUUUUUAUUUACUUCUGACUUACGAGAGAUCCGGGAAGUCCUUCGCAGUUGCACGACGUGCUCACGAGGCAUUUUGUGCACAAUGAUGGUAUGAUGAUGUUUUUAUUGUACAUUUAGUUUGUGUCUUCAGUGGUGUCGUGAUCCCUUGGAGAAUGACAUGAAGAAAAACCCGUCAUCUCUAUUUGCUGCCUCGUAAGACGUUAUUCUUUGGCUACUUUGUCUACUGCUACCUCUUAAAUCAUGCCCAAGAGCUAUCCACUUUCUAAUAGGAAGAAAAAAAAAGUAGAAAGGUCUGUUUGGACAAAGAACGUUUUUGUCUACAACAUUGUUGAAAUUUUAUUCUGAAACCCUGAAUCCAAAAGAAUUUUGAAUAAAUACAGGAAAUGUUCCUCUUUUUCUUUCAUGUCAACUUUGCUGUUUAAAAAAAAAAUUUGAGUAACUCAAACCGUCAAAAUGUUUACAUCAUGUCACAGUAGGCUGUAGCACCAUGUCAUGGUCUUCAUUUGAAAAUUGGGGGAUAAAAGAAAAAACAUAAUAAAAA